This is a messenger RNA of Blumeria graminis f. sp. triticale, 882 nucleotides long. NCBI's taxonomy places the organism in Eukaryota, Fungi, Ascomycota, Leotiomycetes, Helotiales, Erysiphaceae. The record is from the annotation of a GenBank genome assembly.
AUGAGAAUCCUGAAGCUGGCAGAGCUCAGGCUUAUCGCCUCUAAAUGUGGUAUAUCUAGCCAGGGAGUCAAGGCUGCCCUGAGCUCACGGAUUGAUAAAGCACUCCACGCCCUUCCCCCACCACCCACCCAGCCUCGACGCAUCCUCAGCAUCGACCUGGGUAUUCGAAAUUUGGCUUGCUGUACCCUCGAUCUGAAACCCCAUUCUACCGUACCGUCCCUAACCUCUUGGAAUCUAUCAUCUCUUGAGUCGGCUUCGGAACCGGCAGCGGUGCUCCAAGCCCGCGAUGCAUUCGAUCCACACUCCAUGUCGCAAAUGACAUACGCCCUCGUCCGCCAACGCCUCCUCCUUGACCGUCCUACACAUAUCUUGAUUGAACAGCAGCGCUUUCGCACUCGAGGAUUCAAGUGCAUCGCCGAAUGGACUAUCCGCGUUAAUGUUCUAGAGGCCAUGCUUCAUGCCACCCUAUGCACUCUACGCGCCGAGGGUAAAUGGGCCGGAGAUUAUGAAUCCGUCAUCCCGGCAAUGAUUGGUCCUUUUUGGUCUCAUAGCCUCAAGGAUAUUCUGGUGAAGAGUAAGGACGUACGGAAGCAACAAAAGCUGAAGAAAAUCGAGUUGGUGAGAGGCUGGCUAGAACAAGGCACCCCAUUUUUCACCCUCGGAAGCGAAGAGGUCAAGGUUAUAAGUAAAAGAUACCAAGAUAAAUGCAAUCAACCACGUCGUCAAGCUGUCAAAAAUAAUCAAGCGGAAGAGGCGAGCGUUCGCCUGCAAAAACUAGACGAUAUGGCAGACGCCCUACUGCAAGGUCUAGCAUGGAUUCACUGGGAUCAAAAUAAGAGAGUUGCGGCAGAAAAAGGACUGAAAAUUCUGCUGGCACCAUAA